AUGACGGAAACAUCAACAGGUACUUCAUCCACCACCAUUUAUGCGACGCCGAUAUGCACUGCACUAUACACUAAGUCAGGUAAGACGAAACUGAACGAUGCAUGAGAACUAGUGGUGACUGAACACUUUCUCUAGACAAGAAUUGCGGUGAAGUUGCAGCCGCUCACGACAUCCAACUCUACAGCCAAGAAGCCGACUACUCUUCCGAAUCCACGAAUUGCGAGAAUCUUCUGCGAGGUUAUGGAAUCUGUAAUGCGGUCCAAACCACCUCGGAAUCAGCAGUCACAACGACACCAGGCCUCCCCGUCUCUGCUGCUUUCAACGUAACGAGACUGAAUAACACCAUCCCCAUCAAUGCCACCACACCGCGGACAACAAGAAGCUCCAACCCUGUGGAGAAGAGCGGCAUGACAAUGACCACGUGGCGCACGAGCACCUAUACAUACGCGUUAGGCACGGGCAGCAAUGCUAGGCUCACUACGGUGGUUGUGACGCAUACCGAUACCGGAGUCUUCACUUCCACGCCGACAUCGAAUUCUCCAUCGACGGCGCCUGCAAGUGCUAGCCCAGCGAGUUUGACCAGCUCAACCGGUGUUACCUCAACCACCACCACUGCACCAGAGUCGCAGAGCCCCUCUCCAUCUGCCGCCAGCUCCGUAAGGGAGACGAGCUUCUCGACCACGCCCGCUGCAGUCACAUCGUCGGUGCCAGUCAGCUCAACUUGUCCUGCAACUGUCGCGGCUCCAGCACCGACCCAGGCUGGAGUUGUCCCGGGUUGCGCGAAGUGGUACGUGGCACGUCCCGGAGACUACUGCAACCAAGUUGCAGACGAAUUCCGUCUCGAUCACAUUGCGUUCAUGAACUGGAACCAGGGAGUCAACCCACCGGCUUGUCCUAGUAUGCUGGCUGGAUACGCUUACUGCGUGGCAGCUUGCGGCGCUGUUGCCGCAAGUCUCUCGGCGGCGUCUGCGUCUGCGUCUGUGUCUGCAACGCCGACGACUUCUAGUCUACUUGCGCAGUCGACAGCGGUAGCCACAACCGCGACUGCCACCUUUGUUACACUGCCCACGUCGGCUUCGAGCUCCACGGCUGUUGCAAGCGUACCAAGCAGUGCUGGGUACGUCGCAUAUUCCGGAAACGGCUCUCCGAGUCAAGGAUGGCCAUCAAUGUCUCAAUGGGUGGAUUUCGACGCCAUGUAAGUACAACCCAGGGAGGCAAGAUGCCGUUCCAUUGGCUAAUCGCGAUGCAGGUUCGAAGCGAACACACCCAGCAUGAAGCGCUCCUGCCUCAAUUGGGGAGUGCAGGAUGACACGGACGAAGAAAUCGCCGACAUGAAAUCCGCCAUCCAAUCCGUCGGGGCGGCAAACGGUAUCGACGCCCGCUUCGUCCUGGCAAUCGUCAUGCAGGAAUCGACGGGCUGUGUUCGCGUCAUCACGACCGCAUACAGUGUUUCGAAUCCCGGGCUCAUGCAGAGCCAUAAUGGGUAAGUGCUACCCACCAACCGCAGACCAACUCUACAACUUGCUUCUAACGAGUCCCUCUAGAACCGGCUCCUGCAACACCAACAACGCCCCCUCCAACGUCAACCUCCCCGGCGCGGAUUCCAUCCAACCCGGCGUGCAAUCCCCCUGUCCCGCGUCCGAAAUCACCCAGAUGAUCCAAGACGGCGUCGCGGGGACUUCCUCCGGCGCUGGCCUGAAGCAGCUCUUCGCCCAGGAACGGCCGCAGAGCGACGGUGACGCGAUGGCUUACUAUCGCACCGCGCGAGCUUAUAAUGGCGGCAGCGUCGCUGCGAAUGGCAAUCUCGCUGCCGGCUGCUGCACUGCGGCUUAUGUCGAAGAUAUCGCGAAUCGGCUGACGGGAUGGCCGGGCCGUUAG
Lecanosticta acicola is the source of this 1878-nucleotide messenger RNA. Lineage: Eukaryota; Fungi; Ascomycota; Dothideomycetes; Mycosphaerellales; Mycosphaerellaceae. The record is from the annotation of a GenBank genome assembly.